Molecule: messenger RNA, 2178 nt
Organism: Malurus melanocephalus (red-backed fairy wren)
Lineage: Eukaryota; Metazoa; Chordata; Aves; Passeriformes; Maluridae
Gene: SLC35H1
Product: solute carrier family 35 member C2
Exons: 8
Coding region: 647-1393 (248 amino acids)
Biological process (GO): UDP-glucose transmembrane transport
Cellular component (GO): cis-Golgi network; Golgi apparatus; endoplasmic reticulum-Golgi intermediate compartment
Molecular function (GO): antiporter activity
Source: RefSeq, a predicted model, not a curated record
UUAAACAUCUGAGUAGGUCCCUUUUUAUUCAGUAUAUUCUAUGAUUCUGUGAGGCUUCUUGAAGGUGUCCAUGGCACUCUGACCACUUCCAGAGCCGAUCCCCUGGGACAGGGUGAGCUGUGGAGUGCAGCCAUCACUCUGACCCCUGUGUCUCCUUACCAGAUGCAGAGCAGGUGUAGGUGCUGCUUAAAGCUUCAGUUUGAGACGUGCUGCCUUCAUUACACAUUUCAGAGAUGUGUAAGAAUAGGGAGAGGCCACACAGAAUGUGACUUUGUGAAGGAGCUACUGGCACAUGAGAACAAUGAGAGUGUUCUACAGUCCCUUGAUAAGUUGUCUCUGCAAGUAACAUUUUCUCUUUAACACUGGUAUCAAGCCAUGCAUUUAUGUUAACUCAGCAUCUUUCUCAGGUUGGAGCUUGGUAGAGAAAUCAUCAUACAUGGCACACAGAACUCUACCUGAGACCAAGGAGUGAAGCUCCUACUCGGAGCACAGAACUGUAACUACUUCUGCAGUUCUUUGGCUGUGUAUUGUAUUGGCUCCCACAGAGCAGCAUCUGGUCUAUGAUCUCUGGCAAGCUCUCUCAACUUCUYUGGAUAUUGGGCUGAGUAACUGGAGCUUCCUGUACGUCACUGUCUCCCUCUACACGAUGACCAAAUCCUCUGCCAUUCUCUUCAUCCUGCUUUUUUCACUGCUCUUCAAGCUGGAGGAAAUGAGGGUGACAUUGCUGCUGGUGGUUCUGCUCAUCGCUGGGGGACUCUUCAUGUUCACCUACAAGUCCACACAGUUCAAUGCACAGGGGUUUGUGCUGGUGCUYUGUGCCUCUUUCCUGGGGGGCAUUCGCUGGACUCUCACACAGAUACUGAUGCAGAAGGCUGAACUGGGGCUCCAGAAUCCCAUUGAUAUCAUGUUUCACCUGCAGCCGCUCAUGUUCCUGGGGCUCUUCCCACUCUUUGCKGUGUUUGAGGGCCUGCCUUUGUCCAUAUCAGAGAAGCUCUUCCGUUUCCAUGAAGCAGGAAUGCUGUUCUCUCUGGUAGGGAAGCUGUUCUUGGGUGGAAUUCUUGCCUUUGGUCUAGGCUUUUCUGAGUUCCUCUUGGUUUCCAGAACAUCUAGCCUCACCCUUUCCGUUGCUGGCAUUUUUAAGGAAAUCUGCAUUUUAUUCCUCGCCACACAUUUACUGGGAGAUCGCCUCAGUCUCUUGAACUGGCUGGGCUUUGCUGUCUGCCUGUCGGGAAUCUCCCUUCACGUUGUUCUCAAAGCCAUGAAUUCCAAAGGUGACAAAGCACUGGAGCCACACAAAGAGGCCAGCUCUGACCCUGACCUGGAGCUGCUGCUGCGCCACCCUGARCAUGGUGAGGAAGAGGAAGAGGUUGUUGAAACCCCACAGCAGCACUGACUGAACAUGAAGCACAAAGCCACCUGCUCUGUUCUUACCAAACCUGCCUGACAGCUAUCCAGCAAGAAGGUCCAGAAGUCUCUGUGAGCACCCAAAGCAGAGCCAGGGCCUGGUGAGAGAAUUCUCUCAUUUUUGCUGUUUUGCUACAGCGUGGAUCUGUAGAUGCUGCACAAGAAACAGGCAAUAGCCCUUUCACAAGAGCUUGGAAGACAAGCCCUGGUUCAGUGGAUGUAGAAUGGUGUGGUGAGACAGGGAAAGACKGUAAAAAGUCUGUUAGAGGAUCCUGAAGGCUGAAGGAUUCUGAGAGAGUAGACCAUGAGCUGUAGGAUGAACAUGGACAUGUCUGGACUACAAGCUGAGUGGUUAAAGGAUGAUUUUACAGCUGUUUAGAUUUUGACUUCAGAGGAGAAGGUAGAUACACCUUCCCUUUUUUUAACGUUUCUGCAAAUUAGGAACUCCCAUCCUGRUGGGAGCACAUGACUGUAUAAAUCCCUAGAGCUGUCCCAGUGAGAAGGAYCCUUGGUGCCUGGUGACCUCCCUGUUCUAUGUGCAUAGUAAAGAGAGAUUUAAAUGUUGGUAUUUGGACCAAUUGAACAUGAUGAACAUUUCAAGAUGAUGUUGGUUGGAGUGAGGACAGGGAUGCGUGAGUACUUCUGGUGCUACAGACCAAGGAGGGAGAGAGCAGUCACAGGAGAUGUAACUUGAGCAAUAAGCUUAUUGGAAAGUAUGUGGGGUUUUGAGGGRGGGAUUUUUUGUUUUUUAAAUAAACUGUUUUUCUGAUUUGC